Messenger RNA from Cucurbita pepo subsp. pepo (vegetable marrow), 1137 nucleotides. RefSeq lists its product as uncharacterized. Gene Ontology annotation, molecular function: catalytic activity. The record is from RefSeq and is a predicted model, not a curated record. Lineage: Eukaryota; Viridiplantae; Streptophyta; Magnoliopsida; Cucurbitales; Cucurbitaceae.
AUGGCGGGUUGUUUUAGUUUCUCUUCCACCUUGGACUCGUGUUAUCGGUACUAUUUCUCUAGGGCUGGCCUUAAAUCCAUCACCACCGAUUUUGGCGAUGGGACGAUCAUCCACUGUUGGGCGCCCAAAACCAGGAGAGAAUCGAAACCUAAUUUAUUGCUCCUCCAUGGAUUUGGAGCCAACGCAAUGUGGCAAUGGAACGAGUUCAUAUCGCGGUUGAUCCGAUUCUUCAAUGUCUACGUUCCUGACCUACUUUUCUUCGGUAAUUCGUAUACGACUCGGCCGGAGAGGUCAGUCUCGUUUCAGGCUGUCUGUAUGAUGCAUCUAAUGGAUUCGUUUGAAGUUCGGACGAUGAAUGUCGUUGGAAUUAGCUACGGUGGCUUCGUAACGUAUAGUAUGGCCGAUCAAUUUCCGGAGCGAUUGGAGAGAUUGGUGCUCUGUUGCGCCGGAGUUUGCUUGGAAGAGAGGGAUAUGGCGGCCGGGAUGUUCGUCGUGAAGAACGUCGAUGAGGCCGCUAGUAUUUUGCUACCUCAAACACCGGCGAAGCUCAAGGAACUUCUCCGCCUCACCUUCGUCAAGCCUGCUCGAAUUCUGCCCACUUGUAUAAUGGACGAUUUCAUCGAUGUGAUGUGCACAGAGUUCAAGCAAGAGAAAGAAGAGUUGAUUAAAGAAAUACUUAAAGACAGGAACCUUUCUACUCUUCCGAAGAUCAACAAGCCUACGCUGAUACUAUGGGGAGAACAAGACAGAGUAUUUCCUUUGGAGUUGGCACACAGAUUAAAAAGGCACUUGGGGGAAAACGCAGAGUUAGCUGUUGUGAAAGACGCAGGGCAUGCGAUCAAUGCAGAGAAGCCAAAAGAGAUGUACAAACACAUAAAGGCUUUUCUUGUCACCCGCCCCAACCUUUCUCAGUCAAACUCAUCUAUUUAUAAGUUUUGAUUCUCAUAAUUUUAUCCCCUACUUAUUAUACCUCUCCUCCAGGCCCCAAAACUGAGGUGCCUUUAAUCUUACAGUUACUUAGGUCGGGUUGUCCAGAUGACCUGAAUUGUGAUUAAAUCCAUAAAUAUUAUUAUUUAGUAUGGAAAUAUUAAAAUUCGCCAUGUUAUUCCAGCUAUGAAUAAGAAAAAUCAAUAAAGA